AAACCGGUAUUAUAUUUUAACUUUUACACAUUAAGUCCUUCCAUUUUUUUUUCAGUUUCACAAUUUGGACACAAACUUCUAUUCUCCGAUCACAGCGAGUCACUCACGAUGUUCUUUCUCCGAGUUCACUCAGUAGACGCCGAGAGCACCCUCGAUCCCGAAACUAUCUUCUCAGCUCCCCAAUCUCAAAACCCUAAAUUCAGCGAACGCAGAGGCGUUCUCCAUCUCUUCCGAAACGCUUCCGAAUCCUCUCUCCCAAACUCCAGUUCUCUUUCCUCUCUCCUUUUCAUCGUCGCCGUCCCCAAUUACCUCUCCUUCGAUGACUUCAUUCGUUUCUGUGGACCUCACCAUCUUGAUCAUCUUCAUCACCUUCUCUUCAUCAGGAACGAUGGAAUGGAAGAUAGAUAUAGUGUGUUGAUUAGGUUUAAUGACCAGAUUGCUGCUGAUGGAUUUCAUAGCAAAUUCAAUGGGAAGAAAUUUUCUCCGGGUGAGGCAGAGAUAUGCCAUAUUUUGUUUUUGCUUUCCGUGGAGUACUCAGAAUGCGAAGAAGUUGCUGGGAUUCCUCCUGCCGGUUGUACAGAAAUACCAACUUGUCCAGUUUGCCUAGAGAGACUGGACCCUGAUACCAGUGGAAUACUCACAACACUUUGUGAUCACUCAUUCCGAUGCCCUUGUGUCUCAAAAUGGACAUAUUUGUCUUGCCAGGUCUGUCAAUUCUGUCAACAACAGGACGAGAAGCAAGCCUGUCUUAUUUGUGGAACAUUAGAUGAUGUCUGGGUUUGUAUGAUUUGUGGAUUCGUCGGAUGUGGAAGAUAUAAAGAAGGGCAUGCUAUUCGACAUUGGCAAGAUACCCAGCAUUGCUAUUCUCUUGACUCUAAAACACAACAAAUUUGGGAUUAUGUAGGGGACAAUUAUGUCCAUCGACUGAAUCAGGACCAAUCUAAAAUUGAUGGCAAGUCGGAGGAGAUGCAUUUUCGCUGUAUGUCUCAGGAAGGGGAUUGCGACACAUGUGAAUGUCAUGAAGACUUAGAAGUUAAUGGGGCCUUCUUUAACAGCAAAGUCGAAGCGAUUAUGGAUGAAUACAAUCGUCUUCUAACAUCUCAGCUGGAAACUCAAAGACAAUAUUAUGAAUCCUUACUAAUAGAAGCAAAAAGUAAAGCAGAAAGUUCCAUAUCUGAAGCAGUGGAGAAAGCGGCAACUUCUGGAAUGCUGGAUAUCCAAAAUGAACUAGAAAAGUGUACUGAAGAAAGAAAUGCUGUUGCUGAGGUUAAUCGGAAGCUCAUUAAAAAUCAAGAAUCGUGGCGAGAGAAGGUUAAAGAAGCUGAAGAGAGGGAAGCUGCAUCAAUGAAGUCGAAGAAUGAGAGGAUACUUGAUUUGGAGGAACAGAUAAGAGAUAUCACUAUUUUUCUAGAAGCACAAAAAACAAUUGAGAAGAUGUCAGAUUCGAAUGGAAUAAAGGAGGGAACAGUCUUACCAGUGGUUCAUGAGCAACCUUCUCCUGGAAACAGCAAGAGAAACAGAAAGCUUGGUCGAAGGCGGCAUUAGUCAUAACCUCAACUAGAACACAUUGGAAUUUAUUGACAAGAAUUUGAAAUUGUGAGGGUAAUUGACUUAACUGCUAAAGGAAUGCUUUUUAUUUCAACUCCCAUUGCAACUUGCUUGCUUUGUGAGGGGCACUGGGGCUAUGAUCCCGGGAUAGGGGUUGCUCACUAAAACUAUGCCAAGUAAUUAGAAAACCUUUUGUAAAUAUCAGAAAGAUAUUGAUAAAGAAAAGUAGAUGAACAUUCUGCAAAAAAUUUCAUCUGAGAUUAUACUUAACGGUCUGUUAACUUUUUUAAUACUGUUCAGUAGCAAUUAAAAAUAUUACAUUAACGGUUAACUGUUGAGGAAUAUUUCUAAAUUGUAAUCUCCAACAAACAUGAAAGUUUUGAUGGCAUUGCUUUAUGCCAAGCCUUCGACCAUA
Lathyrus oleraceus (garden pea) is the source of this 1963-nucleotide messenger RNA. RefSeq names its product BRAP2 RING ZnF UBP domain-containing protein 1. Gene Ontology annotation, biological process: protein ubiquitination; Ras protein signal transduction. Lineage: Eukaryota; Viridiplantae; Streptophyta; Magnoliopsida; Fabales; Fabaceae. Gene Ontology annotation, cellular component: cytoplasm. Bases 109 to 1545 code for a protein of 478 amino acids. Gene Ontology annotation, molecular function: ubiquitin protein ligase activity; zinc ion binding. The record is from RefSeq and is a predicted model, not a curated record. The transcript has 11 exons.